AUGGAAGGUCCACGCGUUGUGUUCUUGGUCGUCCUUCUCCUGUUCAUCUUUCUAACUCCCGAUCAACCAGGCCGCCGCCAUCUGCAGGUUGACACGGAACGGAUUGAACGACAACGUCAGGCGGAACUGGAAAUCUUGACCAACUCUACCUAUGGUCAAAUCAAUCCCCAGUCGGACAGCUGGCUGAAUCUGACUGGAUUCCGCCAUGACGAUGGGUACCGGUGGGAAUUGCUUGCCACGGCCCAAGACGUGAGUCGGAAACAGUACGACCGCGCCUGGAAGGGCGUUGAUCGCAAGCAAGCACCACCGAUUUAUGAUCGGCUUAGUGGUGAAGUCCGGGGGAAGUUCUCCAGGAAAGAUGUCUCACUUCCGCCACCCGUGGUCAAUUUGACCCUCCUGGAUCCGACCAAGGAAUAUAUGUCCUCCAGCUUCGAGAGGAAUAUCACGGAACAGGAAGGCGAGCUCAGCCUAUCGAUCUUCGAUUCAUCUGAUCGCAAGAGUGGCAACGCCUCCACCAUUCGGGCUGAUCUUUCAAUGUGGACCAAAUCUUCUCCUGGCAACGGGUGGCAGGCCCGAGUCCUGGGAGUACAUCUACCGUCAGGCCAGAUCGUCAUGUCGACGGCCAGCUCCAAGUUCAACGCUCUCUUCGCACUUCCGCAUUUCACAUUGGACGUCGAAAGCUUUAACGCUUCCAGGAAGGUUAUGAACGAGACCGUACAGCAGAUAUGGGAGAAAAAUUUCGAAGAUCAAGUCGACGGCUUAGCCUUUGCACCUCGAUGCGAACUCAUAGUAUGGUUGCAACCACUGCCGAAUUUGCCAGGACCCGUGGAUCCCGCCGACGCAAAACGCUUUCUUCGCCAGGUUGAACAAGAGCUAGAGCACCCUGAAGGUGCCCCCAUUGGCCAACCACCACCACUGAGCUUCUCCGCAGUCGUCUUUUCGCCGGACUGUGGUUACCUCCUGGAGUCUGAUGUUGUCUUCGGUCCCAAAAUCGAGGCGUAUUGGACGCUUGCACAACGGUUGUUGUUCUCCUUCAUCAUGGUACUCGGGCUCCAAACAGCUCUGCUAAAGCGCCAAAUGGACAAGGCCGCGACACCAUCCACACGGAGCCGCAUUGCCUAUCAGAGCAUUGUCAUUGCCGCUCUAGGCGACGGGCUAUUUUUGUUUGCUCUCAUUGCACUUCUUAUGAUUGAUGAAGCCGCCUUUUUGAUGGUUGCUGCCGCGGCGUUCCUGGCUUGCAUCCAUGUGGCCUUUCUCGAAGUCAAGUUUAUUUUCGACAUCUGGACCGUUCAGGUUGGCGAUCCAGCACGCGCAGAGCAUGAGAGACAGAGAAGGGCCGGAACAACUACAGCUACUGUCCCGACUCCAACUCCAGCCCCUGCUUCAGCCUCAACAAACAGACCGGCCACAGCGGACGAACUACCACUUCCUGCCACUGCAACACGGCCUGACGGUGUCAUGCCGAUCAUCAUGCCCUCGGACCAGGACAACCCUGGUCCAGCGGAGAUUCCCAGCACCCGGACUUCAUUUGCGGCCAUCUACAGCCGGUUUUAUUUCUCCCUUGUCAUGCUCAUGUUCUUCUCAUUGUGGGCAAUGUCUUGGCCCCGACCUCUUCGUUCGGCUUAUGCGAACCUGCUUGUCUUUUGCUACUUCUCAUUCUGGUGGCCACAAAUCUACCGCAAUACCAUGCGGAACUGCCGCAAAGCACUGCUGUGGGAGUAUGUCUGUGGGACGAGCCUGCUCCGCACAGUUCCCAUUCUAUACUGGUACUUUGCAGAUAACAACAUCCUCUCCGUUGACACUAGUCCGAGCACAGCCCUGGUGCUGCUGGGAUGGCUAUGGCUCCAAGUCUUGAUACUCGUGAGUCAGCGAUUCCUGGGACCACGUCUCCUUGUUCCCGAGUCGUGGUGUCCUCCAGCCUACGACUACCAUCCGGUCCUUCGCGAAGAUGACGUCGAGGCAAAUGGAAUGUCUAUCGGCCUUCUAGCCUCGGCCUCGGAAGCAAAGGACAAAGACAACAAGACGCGUAAGGUUUUCGACUGUGCCAUCUGCAUGAACGAGAUUGACGUGCCGGUGGUGUCGAAGAAUGACGGUGGUCGACCUGGGGUCGUGGGAAGGGGCGCCGGCGCGUCCUGGCUCGAACAGGGCAAUUACAUGGUCACCCCUUGUCGGCAUAUCUUCCAUGCAGAGUGUCUGGAAAGCUGGAUGAAUCUGAGACUGGUUUGCCCAGUGUGUCGGGAAGCUUUGCCGCCAGUAUAG
Exophiala dermatitidis NIH/UT8656 is the source of this 2259-nucleotide messenger RNA. RefSeq lists its product as uncharacterized. The record is from RefSeq and is a predicted model, not a curated record. The coding region runs from base 1 to 2259 and encodes 752 amino acids. Lineage: Eukaryota; Fungi; Ascomycota; Eurotiomycetes; Chaetothyriales; Herpotrichiellaceae. The transcript has a single exon.